Otolemur garnettii (small-eared galago) is the source of this 585-nucleotide messenger RNA. RefSeq names its product TNF superfamily member 4 (gene TNFSF4). Gene Ontology annotation, molecular function: tumor necrosis factor receptor binding; cytokine activity. Gene Ontology annotation, cellular component: membrane. NCBI's taxonomy places the organism in Eukaryota, Metazoa, Chordata, Mammalia, Primates, Galagidae. The record is from RefSeq and is a predicted model, not a curated record. Bases 1 to 585 code for a protein of 194 amino acids. The transcript has 3 exons. Gene Ontology annotation, biological process: immune response.
AUGGAAGGGGUCCAACCCCUGGACGAGAAUGUAGGAAACACGCCCCAGCCAAGAGUCUCUAAGAACAAGCUCCUGCUGGUGGUCACUUGCGUCCAGGGGCUGGGGCUGCUCCUGUGCUGCGUCUUUAUCUGCCUGCACUACUUUACUCCCCAGGUACACCAUCCAGUUCAAAGUAUCAGAGUACAGUUUACUGAGUACGAGAAGGAGAAAGGUUUCAUCAUCAUAUCCCAAAAUCAGGAUGAAAUCAUGAAGGUGAAAAACAACUCGAUCGUCAUUAACUGUGAUGGGUUUUAUCUCAUCUCCGUGAGGGGAUACUUCUCCCAGGAGGUUAACGUCAGCCUUCAUUACCGGCAGAAGGAGGAUCCCUUCAUACUCCAGAGCAAGGCCAGGUCUAUCAACGCCAUCUUGGUGGUCUCGCUGCGUUACAAAGACAAAGUCUACUUGAAUGUGACCACUGACCAUAGGUCAUCCUAUGAUGACCUCCAUGUGAAUGGUGGAGAAGUGAUUCUCAUUCAGCAAAACCCUGGUGGAUACUGUGCCCCCAAGGAUCUGAUGGCAGCACCCCAAAAUCAGGUACCAGCAUGA